Molecule: messenger RNA, 5058 nt
Organism: Rhagoletis pomonella (apple maggot)
Lineage: Eukaryota; Metazoa; Arthropoda; Insecta; Diptera; Tephritidae
Product: serine/threonine-protein kinase D3-like
Exons: 12
Coding region: 1328-3952 (874 amino acids)
Biological process (GO): protein phosphorylation
Molecular function (GO): ATP binding; protein serine/threonine kinase activity
Source: RefSeq, a predicted model, not a curated record
UAUACAAAAAUUAUUUGUAAAAAGUGAUUUUUGAAAGUGCUUUUGUUUUAAAUAAAUAUACACUAGCCAUUGUAACUAUUUUCUAAAUAGUUCAAAAGAAAAUUGUGGAAAUUGCUGUGAAAAUUAAAGUUUCUAACAACGAACAAGUAGUGAAAACUUAGAAAUAAAUGCGUAUUAACACGCUUAAGUGCUUCACUUGCUACUUGCGCGCACGCACACAUACAUAAGUAAAUACAUACAUACAAAUGCGUUUACAAAAGUACAUACAUACAUACAUAUUUACUUGUUAGUUUCUGUUUGCGCCCACUUAGUAAUUUCCCCCGUUUGAAUGCACUUCCAGACGCCACAAAUACUAGCUACCAGUAGGUACUUUGCCGCGAACGCCAGGAAUAGAAAGUAAAUAUUUACGCACAUGGGCAGCUUGGAAAUAGUGCAAUGACGAUAUUUUCACUGAACAGAGUGAAAAGUUCAACUUAAAAAAUACCAGUCAAGUAUAAUAUGUACUAAAAUAGUAUAAAUAAAAUAAAAUAAAAAAAUUAAAACAUACAACGCUCUCUAAAAGGCCAAGAGCAGACAAAGUAAUAACAAAAAAGUUGGCCAUUGGAUUCAUCUAUGCAGACACGGCGAGUUGUCUUAUAUAAAUUGCUUUGAAAAAAAAAAAAAACAAAUUUAAUAAAAAUAAACCCGUAAUAAAAAGAAAACAUUAAAUACAUAAUAACAACUAAAAGCAGUAAAAGCAAUACUUCUCAGCAGUAUAGAGAAUUGGAGACCAAAAGCAAAACAAUAUAAACGACACCAGCAGCGAAAAUAGUGCCAAAAAAGUAUAAAGCAGCGGAAAAGACAGCAACAAAGUGCUGCACCAACGACAACAACAACACUGAAAUUCAUAAUUCAGGCGAAGUAAAUAUUUAAAAAGACAACAAAAUAUAGUGACUACACAAGAAAUAACUAAGGAAAACCACACAACAAAGUUCCGGGAGACGUGGAGAAACCAUCAGAGUGAGAAAACUUCCAACAGGCAGCCUGCAAAGCCGCCCAUUCCGAUCCACUAAACCGAGCCAUCCACUUAGUCACCAUUCAAAACGAGGUCAACCGGCCAAAGUGGCUUUCUGCCCAACAAACCCACCCACCAAACGUUUAAGUGACUAACCAUUGCAUCGUCAAGCCAAUCAACUCGAAAAAUUUUGCGGUGGAAAUAUAAACAGCUGCACUGGCGCACUACAAUAGACAACAACACUUCAAUAACACCAGCAGCCACAACAACGCUUCCAUUUACGUUGCCGGCGGUAGCGUUGUUUGUGCUGGUUCGGCUGGAGUACCCAUUAUUAUGGAGGGCCCCGAGGUGACGUUCCUCUUUCAAUUUGGCAGUUUACGUGAUGCUGUAUCGGUAGCGGCCAGUAGUUUAACAUUGAAAACGCUCAAGGAUUUAGCCUGUGAAUUCAUUAACACAAAGAUACCCGACAGCGGCUUAACACAUCUACCAGAACGUAUAUUAAUCUUUCGCCAUGACUACAACAGUCCAAAUGUGUUGCACAUCAUCAACUCAGCUGCAGAAGUGGUCGAUGAGACGUUGGUGGAGAUUGUAUUGACUGCCAGCCCCAUCCUGUAUCCCACAUCGGAAAUGCCAACUUUGAAGCCGCAUACGCUCAAUGUACAUUCGUACAAAGCACCAACAUUUUGUGAUUUCUGUGGUGAAAUGCUGUUCGGUUUGGUGCGACAAGGACUCAAAUGUGAUGGUUGCGGUCAAAAUUAUCAUAAACGUUGUGUUGUGAAAAUACCAAACAAUUGCAGUCGCCCGAAUGAUACUAGCUCGAGACGUUCGUCGGCUCUACAACCGCCACGUAGUCCCUCAGGUGGUUCAACGCAAUCGUUGGUCUCGAAUGAAGAUCCGGCGCGAAGUGACGGCGGUAGCUCAUUGAGUGUCCCCCACUAUCGCAGUCACAGCCGUUCGCCUUCUUCGAGUAGCCGCAACGGCACGCAGAGCAGCAAUCAUUGCCUCACCGCCAAUAUUUCUAUGUACACACCAACUCUCGCUUACGCCGAAAAAAUACGCAUUCCACACACCUUCAUGGUGCAUACCUAUGGUAUCCCAACCGUAUGCCAAUAUUGCAAAAAACUACUGAAAGGUCUGUUCAAGCAGGGCCUCCAAUGCAAAGAUUGCCAAUAUAAUGCGCAUAAGAAGUGCUUAGAUAAAGUGCCACACGACUGUACCGGCGAGCGGCAGCUGCAUGCCAACGACUUUGCCGAUAACACGCCCACGCAUGCGCAUACACCGAAAGCGGGCGACAACUUUUUUCGCGAGGAGUUCGAUGAUAGCGAUUUCGAAGACAAUCCCUCGCCAAGUGGUGGUGGUUACACAGGUAACUUGACGCAUAAGUAUGGAACCGCAGCUGGAGCAAAAUCUGUGCGUGCCGGUAUACCUAAGACGACAACGAAUGCACACAAUUCGCCACCAGAGCUGGUCAAUGGGCUGGUGAGUCCUGGCGAUGGACGUGUUGGAGGAUAUGCGGAUGGACGUAGCGCCGGCGAGGGGCAGUCAAUUGAUGGACAAUCGGAGCAAUCGAGCUCUUCUUCAUCGCCCAGUGCCAAUAUACCGUUAAUGCGUAUCGUACAAUCAGUGAAGCACACGAAGAAGCGUGGCGGCCAAGCGAUCAAAGAGGGAUGGCUGGUACAUUAUACCAGUCUAGAUAAAACAGUAAAGCGCUAUUAUUGGCGCUUAGAUUCGAAGACGCUUACGUUGACGCUCUUUCUCUCCGAACAAGGUAGCAAGUAUCACAAGGAUAUACCACUAUCGGAAAUACAAGGUAUAGAUGCGAAUCGUGAUUUUCGUGUAGACAACAAUUAUUGCUUCGAACUUAAGACGGCCACCAUAAGCUACUAUGUAGGCCAGGAUCCAUUAGUGGGUGUACGUGAAGAGCAGCCAGUAAGACUGCCGCCACCAGACAGCGGUAUUGGCUCGGAUAUCGCUAAAGGCUGGGAGACAAUCAUCAAACAGGCCUAUAUGCAUGUCACAAACACGCAAUGCUGUGAAUCAGAAGAAAACGUACAGGAUAUGGGUCAGCUUUAUCAGAUCUUCCCCGAUGAAGUGCUUGGUUCUGGACAAUUUGGUGUUGUCUAUGGAGGUGUACACAAGAAAACCAAACGUGAAGUGGCCAUUAAAGUUAUUGAUAAGUUGAGGUUUCCGACUAAACAGGAGGCACAACUCAAAAAUGAAGUUGCCAUAUUGCAGAACAUUUCUCAUUGCGGUGUUGUGAAUUUAGAGCGCAUGUUCGAAACGCCAGAACGCAUAUUCGUUGUGAUGGAGAAGCUUAAAGGUGAUAUGUUAGAGAUGAUACUCUCGCACGAACGUGGACGUCUUAGCGAAAGAGUAACGAAAUUCCUAAUUACACAAAUACUCAUAGCGCUAAAACAUUUGCAUAGCAAAAAUAUUGUCCAUUGUGAUUUGAAGCCGGAAAAUGUAUUGCUCUCAUCCGAUAACGAAUUUCCACAAGUUAAACUAUGUGAUUUUGGUUAUGCUAGAAUCAUCGGUGAGAAGUCUUUUAGGCGGUCGGUUGUGGGAACACCAGCAUACUUGGCUCCUGAGGUGCUCCGCAACAAAGGCUACAACCGUUCACUGGAUAUGUGGAGUGUUGGUGUUAUUAUUUAUGUCAGCCUCAGCGGCACGUUCCCCUUCAAUGAAGAGGAGGACAUAAAUGAUCAGAUACAAAAUGCCGCUUUUAUGUAUCCGCCAAAUCCAUGGAAGGAGAUCUCCUCUAAUGCCAUCGACCUCAUCAACAAUUUGCUGCAAGUGAAACAGCGUAAACGCUAUACUGUCGAUAAAAGUCUACAACAUUAUUGGCUACAAGAUAAACAAACUUAUAGAGAUUUGCGCAAUUUAGAGGGUCAGGUGGGCACACGUUAUUUAACGCACGAAGCGGACGAUAUACGAUGGGCUAGUAGCGGUGACAUGUGACCUGGUGGCGGAGAGAACAAUACCAAUAUACGAGAAGAAGUCAGGGAAGAAGAUGAUAAAUUGCAAAAAAAAGAACACGAGCAACUGCAACAACAACAAAUAUCACAAAUGUCAACCAACGAAACACGGCGUACAAAUCACCGCCAAAAAUUAUCCAUACAAGAACCAACGCAGCAACAUCAGCACAUCGAUGCGGAAGCUUGUGGUUGUCGCAGUUUACCCGGUACACCGAAAGUAGAAGCUAUUGGCGAUAAGGCCAUAAAAUGGAUGCGUGGCCAUUUAUGUCGAAAUGUGAAAUGAGUUUUAAAUUAAAUAAAAAGCAAACUCCAAAUUAUAGAAUAAUAAUAGUAAGACAAACCUUAAGGUUAGCUCAAACAGAGCUUUGGUCAAAAUUUCUGAACAUUUAAGGGCGAGUUUUUCAGUGCAUGGUCAAAUCGGACCGUGGCUUAAACUAAGUUUAAAUGCUGGAGUUAGCUGGUUUAAACCAAAAUUUGAUUGUCAGCCAGCUAUUAAAUACAUACACAUAAACGCAGUUUACGAGUAUGUGAUCUAGGUUGAAACGUGCUCUGAAAAACUGGCCAAAGUUAUAUAAGUACUUCUAUUACAUAUAUAUAAAACGUACUACAUAAUAAUGUAAAAACUUAUGUUUAUAUGUACAGUCAUGUGCAGAAUAUUAAGACCGUCAAAUAAAAUUUUGGUGGUUAAGUUUAAGCUUUUAGAACUUACAUAUAUACUACUUACAUAUGUAUGCAAUAUGCAUUUCGAUUAAAAUGUGUAUCAUAUAAUACUUAAGCUCGUUUUAUUGAUUUAGCGUAAUUUUUAUUGUUGAACUUUUAAGUUUUCCGUUAAGCGCAACAUCGGGUUAGUGAGCCAAUAAAAGACAAAAAAAUGAUGCUCUGCGAGAAUCACAUUAUAAACAAUUUUAGUUUAAGUUUAUUUUUUUCACAAUUUCGGAUUAAAUAAGUGGUCAAUAUUUGCAGAACUUUCUGAUGGUCUUAAUAUUUUACACAUAACAGUAUAUCUACAUACAUUCGUGCAUAGAUAGCUUAAACGCACCUCAGUGCCCCCAAUAGAGUAAAGUUAGUCUCUUCAAAAAACAAAAAAAA